Messenger RNA from Psylliodes chrysocephalus, 2029 nucleotides. The record is from the annotation of a GenBank genome assembly. Lineage: Eukaryota; Metazoa; Arthropoda; Insecta; Coleoptera; Chrysomelidae.
GCAUUUUCUAUUCAUUUACUUGGCCAGUUGAGUAAAUCGUCAUUUUCAAUUUUCAGUACUGGGGCGACUGGUGAUAAAAUGUCGUUACUUUCCGCUCGUUUAGCUGCCAAAUUGGCAAGAAAUGCACCAAAAAAUGUUUCACAGAUUGCCGGAGCAGCUUUUCCAGCCUCCUCAGUAGCAACUCGCAAUUUCCAUGCAACUGCACAAAACCGUGGUGCUGAAAUUUCACAAAUCCUCGAAGAACGUAUCUUGGGGGCCGCACCAAAAGCUAACCUCGAUGAAACUGGACGUGUCUUAAGUAUUGGUGACGGUAUCGCCCGUGUCUAUGGGUUGAACAACAUCCAAGCUGAUGAGAUGGUGGAAUUCUCAUCUGGUUUAAAGGGUAUGGCCCUUAACUUGGAACCCGACAAUGUUGGUGUUGUAGUAUUUGGUAAUGACAAGCUCAUCAAAGAAGGAGACAUUGUCAAAAGAACCGGAGCUAUUGUAGAUGUGCCUGUUGGUGAACAAAUUUUGGGACGUGUAGUCGAUGCUUUAGGUAAUCCUAUUGAUGGUAAAGGCCCCCUAAACACCAAAACGCGUUUCCGUGUUGGUAUUAAGGCCCCCGGUAUUAUUCCACGUAUCUCUGUAAGAGAACCUAUGCAGACCGGAAUUAAAGCUGUAGACUCUUUAGUACCCAUUGGUCGUGGUCAGCGUGAGUUGAUCAUUGGUGAUCGUCAAACAGGUAAAACUGCUUUGGCUAUUGAUACUAUCAUCAAUCAAAAACGUUUCAACGACGCCGACGACGAAAAAAAGAAGUUGUACUGCAUUUACGUCGCCAUCGGCCAAAAGAGAUCCACUGUUGCCCAAAUCCUCAAACGUCUAACUGACACUGGCGCCAUCAACUACACCAUCAUUGUGUCGGCCACCGCCUCCGAUGCCGCCCCCUUGCAAUAUCUCGCUCCCUAUUCUGGUUGCGCUAUGGGAGAAUUUUUCAGAGACAAUGGAAAACAUGCUCUAAUCAUCUACGACGAUUUGUCCAAACAGGCAGUCGCCUACCGUCAGAUGUCUCUAUUGCUUCGUCGUCCACCAGGUCGUGAAGCCUACCCUGGUGACGUGUUCUACUUGCACUCCCGUCUAUUAGAACGUGCUGCUAAGAUGUCUGAAGCCCACGGAGGUGGUUCUUUAACUGCCCUGCCGGUCAUUGAAACCCAAGCCGGUGACGUAUCUGCCUACAUUCCAACCAACGUAAUCUCUAUUACUGACGGUCAAAUCUUCUUGGAAACCGAAUUGUUCUACAAAGGUAUCCGACCUGCCAUCAAUGUCGGUUUGUCUGUAUCGAGAGUAGGAUCAGCUGCCCAGACCAAGGCCAUGAAACAGGUGGCAGGUUCCAUGAAACUGGAAUUGGCCCAAUAUCGUGAGGUAGCUGCGUUCGCUCAAUUUGGUUCCGAUUUGGAUGCCGCCACCCAACAAUUGUUGAACAGAGGUGUCCGUCUAACUGAAUUGUUGAAACAAGGUCAAUAUGUACCCAUGGCUAUUGAAGAACAAGUGGCCAUCAUCUACUGCGGUGUCAGAGGUCAUUUGGACAAAGUUGACCCCUCCAAGAUUACAGUAUUUGAAAAACAAUUCUCAGAACACAUUAAGACUAGCCACAAGGACAUUUUGUCAAGCAUCGCUAAGGAAGGUAAAAUUACGGAUGAUACUGAUGCCAAGCUUAAAAAACUCGUGCAAGACUUCUUAGCCAGCUUUUCUGGUUAGAUUAAAUAAAUAGUAAAUAUUUAUUAUUACAAUUUCAAUAAAAAAUAUGUGCCCAUCAAUAUUCGUUGAUCUUUUGAAAUAUAAUCAGAUUAAUUAAUACAUCUGCAUCUGUUAUAAAAUAAGUCAUCUUAGAUUAGGGUAUGAAGAGAAGCAGUGCGUUUUCAUGAGUUAAACAAGGGAUGCAAAACAUACUUAUAUUUCAUUUUACAAUCAUUAUUCGACCUUUCUGUUUUUUAAUAUAAUCUUAUUUGUAAAAAUAAACCUAAAAGUUAAAUAAAGUUUUUUGUUUUAAUUA